This is a messenger RNA of Babjeviella inositovora NRRL Y-12698, 2010 nucleotides long. RefSeq lists its product as uncharacterized. The coding region runs from base 1 to 2010 and encodes 669 amino acids. The record is from RefSeq and is a predicted model, not a curated record. NCBI's taxonomy places the organism in Eukaryota, Fungi, Ascomycota, Pichiomycetes, Serinales. The transcript has a single exon.
AUGGAUGCCACUCUAUACCUCGGUAAAGGCAACCACCACACCACCAGCGCUCUACCCAGGCGUAUCCUUCUGCUCAUCCUCUCUGUGUCCUGGGGUUUCCUCUUCCUUAUUCUCAUUGCGCUCGUGGCUGUCAUCCCAGUUGACGCCAUCGUCCAACUGAAAAACUCGGUAUAUAUCUUUAACAUUUUUGUGAUUGUAUCUGUGUGUGCAUUUUUCAUCGUGGUCACUCUCAGUAUAUACUUCAGCCGGCUCUUCCAGUUCAGGGCCGCCAUCGAGGACAUUCCCAAGCACUACAUCCCUAUCACCGAGCAAGAUUUGGGCGAUAAGGUGUUCCACUCGAUUAAAGAGAGUCUCGAGCGCACGCGAGCGGCGUUGGUGUCGCUAGGCCCCAAAGACAUCCACUUGAUCAACCAUCCAGGUUUAUCGCCUCCUGCCUAUACAGAUGAUACUUUGUCACGAAACGAAAAACACGACCCCCACGACUUUGCCCUAGAUCCAGAUAUCCACGAUGCUAUGAGUACCCUCCCUCCAAACUUGGUCUACGAAGACGUGCUCCGCUCCAUCGGGGAUAAAAUCAAGUUCGGCGACCACCAUUUUUUCAACUUGGAGAUGGCCAUUCCCGCAUACUUCUCGUUCCGCGAAAUCUUUUAUUUCCUCGGGGAAAGCCACUUUCACGACCAUCCCCAGCAGGCGAGGGUAGAGGAGCUCAUCGACGAGUUGGUUGAUUUGUACGAGCAUCUCCGGUUUAGCGGGCAGCCCAUCCGACUGGACCAGUUUGUGGACUUUAUGGCGUUGCUAAUCAUGUUUCUUCGGUACAUUUCCGUGGCACAGAACAACGAAUCUGACGACGACGACGACUACCCCAACUACGACCCCUUGUCGGUGGCUACCACUACGGGGAUUCCGUCUAUUUCUGGGUACUCUAUAUCCGAUAAGGCUCCGUCGAGCUGGCAGCCGCAAUCUCGCACGAAUCUAGCCGGAUACCAGUCCUCAGUCAGUGCGAUGCGUCUUCCCAGAAAGAGUUUCGGAAACCGGUCGGACUUAUCGUUUGACCUUCAUGACUUUCUCAACCAUCCCCGUGGUUCGUUUACCGGAAACCUCAUGGAUGUCAACACCAUUCCCAAGUUGUUUGUGGGCUCCCAGGCCGACGAAACGGGCUCCGGUGUGUAUCAGGUGGCCAGAAGGAAUAGCCCCGCGACGGGCGAGCAAUCGGAGGUGUUUAGGAGGAGUAAGGGGGCGAGGAGUGUUUGUCUGGAUUUAAUUGAUGAUCGGUCUAGCGGUGACGAUUCGGUUUACAAGUUCAGAGGGAAAGCUUCCAACCACAAGAGACCACCGUCUGUGGCAAGACACGAGUCGGAUUCAUCAGGGCUAUCCGUUAGGCGAUACUCGCCGGCUAAGGGCCGGACCAAUCCGUUUGAGAGCUCAAACUCCAAUGGGUAUUAUUCCCAGUCAAGCACCAACUACGACAUACCAUACUACUCGAGACGGUACUCCGGUAGUAGUUCCGAUAGACUGGUUGUUGUUAAACCUCGAGCCGAAAGCCAGUGGGAGGUUAGGCCACGUGAAGGGUCUGCUUCCUCGUCCGUGCGAAUUUCUGAGCUUGUGAUACCGCUACAUCAGACGGUCAGUUACCCUGAAAGCAGCAACUCCAGAUCAUACGAUGGGGAUACCCUGGAGAACGAUUCAGCGUACCAUUCGGCUCCGCGGCUUCCGGCCCAAGACGAUCGUCAACCAGAUUCUCGAUCAGCCUCGCCUCAAAGGAAGAGGGAUCGGUUGAGGGGAAUCGCGGAUUUUAGGCGGAGUCAAUACAGAAACUCCAGGGAUUUCAGCGAUGGAACUGAGGAUGUUGGUAUCGGCUCAACUGAUGAAGAGACGGCCAGUCCAUCGGCCGAGCGAAUGAAACGGAAAAUCAAGAGAGUGUGGGGGAAAACACGGGAGGACUAUCUGUUCCCAUCUGCUACGAACCUCUCGUCUCUACGCUUUAAGAGUGUCCGAGAGGAAGAGCGGUGA